Alosa alosa (allis shad) is the source of this 1339-nucleotide messenger RNA. RefSeq names its product odorant receptor 131-2-like. Bases 270 to 1223 code for a protein of 317 amino acids. The transcript has a single exon. Lineage: Eukaryota; Metazoa; Chordata; Actinopteri; Clupeiformes; Clupeidae. Gene Ontology annotation, molecular function: G protein-coupled receptor activity. The record is from RefSeq and is a predicted model, not a curated record. Gene Ontology annotation, cellular component: membrane. Gene Ontology annotation, biological process: G protein-coupled receptor signaling pathway.
UCAUAUGUUUUGACAGUUGUAUUAUUCUGAUGUCUAUUGACGUGAAAUCCUCUGUGAAGGUGUAAGCUUUCUGUAUUUGUACACUGUAGAGCUGACAUACCUCUGUGAAGGAUUAAGCUUUCUGUAUUUGUACAUAGUAUCACUGAUGAGCUGACACACCUCUGUGAAGGAUUUAAAGCUUUCUGUAUUUGUAUUGUGUAUCUCUUUUACUCAUGCUGAAUAGCAGUGCUUUGCCUGUGUAUAUUUGUAUUUAUCUGUGUGACUAGGUUAUGGCUCUCACAAACAACUCCACGAAGGAAGUGCUUCAGCAAGCGUCGAUCGCUCGAUCAGUAUCCAAAUUUUCUGUGAUGGUGCUGAUGUCUUUCGUCUUCAUCUACAUUAACACUGUUAUGUUUGUCACGCUGUUGAGCAAGCCUGUUUUGAGAGAGACCUCUCGCUACAUCCUCUUUGCUCACAUGCUCUGUAUCGACUCCAUCCAGCUGCUCUUCUCGUCAAUAAUUGGAUUCAUCUCAUUCUGUUGCAGGCCUGCUAAAGCCGUUUGCUCCAUCUUAAUCUUAGUCACCGACUCUACCUCCAGAAUCACGCCGCUUAACCUGGCCGUGAUGUCACUGGAGCGCUACGUUGCCAUCUGCUUUCCUCUGCGUCACAGUGAAUUUGCCUCCGUUAAGAACACGUACAUGGCCAUCACUGCUCUUUGGUUCUUUGGGCUGGUGAACCCUGUGGUCGAUUCACUUUACACCUCCGUGACUGACCCUGAUUUCUUCACUGGAAAGGUGUUGUGUGGUACUGAUUUUAUGUUCAUUCCGUCACCAUGGCAGGAGUUGCUCUACCAGGCUCUAAACGGCUUCUACUACGUGGUAGCAAUUCUUGUCAUCGUCUACAGCUAUGUUUGUGUCAUGAUUGUGGCUCGGUCUGUCUCCAGUGAUGCGAAUUCCGCUAGGAAGGCGCACAGGACGCUUCUGUUGCACCUGAUUCAGCUGCUGCUCAGCCUGAACACGCUGCUCUUUGGCAACAUCAUUGACUUCCUGGUACAGACUCUGAGCUACGAGGUCCGAUUCGACGUGCGCUACAGCAUCUUCCUGCUGGUCGUCCUGCUGCCCAGGUGUCUGAGUCCCCUCAUCUACGGCCUGAGAGACGACACGCUUCGCCACUUGUUCCUUCACCGUUUCAAAUGUGGUUUGUGUAGAGCCAAGAUGAGUGUACAUGUUACCUCACUGUAUUAGUUCCACUGCUUCAAGUCAAGGCCGGUAGUCAUUUACAAGUCAGGGCAGGCGCACGGUAACCUAUUUUUGACCAGGGGUGCUGAAUAACAAAAAUAAUGGAUGUCCGACGAUCACAC